AUUCUUUGGUUUUUGACGUCAUGUCCAAGGUUAGAAGCCAUUGGAAUACAACUAAACAAAGUAGUGUAACGUUUAUUAAUUUGUUAUGUGUAAUACUUUCCGUAUUGUUAUUUGAUUUUUAAACUGAAAACAGAUUGAAUUUUAAAUCGGGGUUCCUGUCACAAAAAUAUAAUGGAUUCCGUAGAAGGGUGUGAAAAUGAAGGUAGUCCUUGGGGUAACUCCAGUCCAGGUAUAGAUGACGAAAGAAAGGUGGUUCAUCAAAAGAUAGAAAAGAAAAAUAAUGUCUUGCCGUUAUGGGGUAAUGAAAGAACAAUGAACCUAAAUCCAAUGAUUUUAACAAACAUUCAGUCUUCCCAUUAUUUUAAAGUGAACUUGUAUGAACUGAAAACUUACCAUGAGGUUAUAGAUGAGAUUUACUACAAAGUGACACACCUGGAACCAUGGGAGAAAGGAAGUCGGAAGACUGCCGGACAAACAGGCAUGUGCGGAGGUGUCAGGGGUGUGGGUGCUGGAGGCAUCGUUUCCACUGCCUUUUGCCUGCUGUAUAAACUGUUUACCCUCAAGUUGACAAGAAAGCAGGUAAAUGGGCUACUCACCCAUCCAGAUUCGCCUUAUAUUCGAGGUCUGGGUUUUAUGUACAUCAGGUACACUCAGCCUCCAGCAGAUCUUUGGGACUGGUAUGAUGCUUACUUAGAAGACCCUGAGGAAAUGGAUGUGAAGGCAGGAGGUGGUCAGGUGAUGACAAUCGGUGAAAUGCUUCGUGCAUUCCUCACUAAACUAGAAUGGUUCUCCUCACUGUUUCCUCGGAUACCUGUCCCAAUCCAGCAGAAGCUUGAGAAGAAACUUAAUGAGCGCUUCCCACCAGUGGUUGCUCCAGUACGCCAGCCAAAACCAGUUUUGCAGCAGCCACAACCAGUCAAGGAGGCCCGUCACAUUCCAGAUGAAGAAGUCUCAUUUGGUGAGGCUGAACGUUUCUCACGUCUGCGGAGAGCUGAUGGAGUUGGGGGCACAGCUGCAGCAUUACCAGGCCGUGGUGCAGAGAGGGAUCGUCGGCGAACUCCAGAGAGAGAUCACAAGAGAGGACAUAGUUCAGAAGUGUCACGUAGCCGUGGUUAUAGCAGAGAGAAAAGAGGUUACAGUAAGGAUAGGAGUCCAGCCCAGUACAAGAGCAAUAGCCAGCGUAGGAGUCGAGACAGGAGUCCAGUUCGCUAUAGAAAUAGGAGCAGAGAAAGAAGCCCUGCACGCUUCAGGGGAAGUCCAGCACACAAAGACAGAAGUCCGCGUCAUAGAGACAAAGAACACAGACAGAAGUCAAGGGAUCACAAGGACAGGUAGGUAAAGUAUCUGACAUGUUAAUAAGCUUAUUUACUUCUGUACUAUCCACCUAUCUCCCCUUUCUCUGUAUUAGUGUAUACAUUUUACCAUUUUCAUACUUAUGACCUUGUAACACUUCAACUCAAUUAACCUCUGCGCGCGGAUGAACGUAAAAAUUCGUGAGGCAUAAAUACCCCCUUGUGGAUAUCGGUGCAGUGUACGGGCGGCUGCAAGCUUAAUUUUUGUAGCCCAUAACUUUUUAACGAAUAACGCCAGCGGAAUGCGGUUUGCACU
This is a messenger RNA of Zootermopsis nevadensis, 1608 nucleotides long. NCBI's taxonomy places the organism in Eukaryota, Metazoa, Arthropoda, Insecta, Blattodea, Termopsidae. The record is from RefSeq and is a predicted model, not a curated record.